Penicillium olsonii is the source of this 1398-nucleotide messenger RNA. NCBI's taxonomy places the organism in Eukaryota, Fungi, Ascomycota, Eurotiomycetes, Eurotiales, Aspergillaceae. The record is from the annotation of a GenBank genome assembly.
AUGCUUCCUCGAUCUACCCUGGGAAGACCAGCGCAACGUUUUCUCAGACAAAGUCCUCAAUAUGUGAUUCACCGUCGUUCUCGCUCAACCAAGUCUCACUACCACGAUGCCGCCCUUGAGCCGGCAAUCAGGCCCCCCGUUCAGAUCUCGCCUAUGGCUCGACUGCCAACGAGAUUCUUGCUACGAUCAUUGCUUCUCACUUCGUUGAUGACCUCGAAGAUAUUCUUACGACCGGCUCUAGCUCUUAUCAGCGUUCUUUCUACCUCCAAAUCUGCACUGCUCAACCCGGAUCGCAAUAUUGCAUUGAACAAGCUACUUCGCUGGACAGUCUACAACCACUUUUGUGCCGGCGCCAAUAAGAAGGAAGUGUCACGGACCGUGGCUGAUGUUAAGAAGAUCGGCUACCAAGGUGUCAUCCUGGGAUACUCGAAGGAAAUUGUGCUGGACCACAAUGAGCAGGCGGCUAGCACCGAAUCCAGUACAACCCAGUACCAGGAAAGGUGUUAUGAGAUGGUUGAGGAAUGGAAGAAUGGCACAUUGGAGACAUUGCGGAUGGUUGGCCCAGGCGAUUUUCUCGCAGUGAAAUUGACGGGUGCCGGACCUAUCUCGGUAGAUGCGAUGAGAGCCCGCCAGCCCAUGCCAGAAGCCAUGGCUAAAGCUGUGGACGAAAUAUGCAUUGCAACAGAAAAGCAAGGCUCGCGCCUCUGGCUGGAUGCAGAACAGCAGGUUCUGCAGAAGGGACUCGAUGACUGGGCCAUUGAGAUCAUGCGCAAGCAUAACAAGGACGAGACACCGAUCGUAUAUAACACCAUUCAAGGGUACCUCAAGGCAUCCAAAGCAAACCUGGAUCACCAUCUGACCUUGGCUUCGCAAGAGGGCUGGGCCCUCGGCAUCAAAUUGGUUCGGGGGGCCUAUAUUGAACACGAAACGCGCUCCCUCAUCCACGAUACCCAACAAGAUACCGAUCGGUCGUACGAUCUCAUCGCCGACACUAUGCUGUGUCAAAGAAUGCCUGCUGAUAAACAAGACCUUCAGUUCCCCAAAGCGGCUCUCUUCCUUGCAACUCAUAACGCAGCUAGUGCCACCAAGGCAAUUGCCACUCAUCAGAACCGCCUCCUCGCCAACAAGCCUACGAUCAUGUUCGAAUGUGGUCAAAUUCAAGGCAUGGCUGAUGAGCUCAGCUGCGAAUUGGUGUCCAACUAUGAGCGUGCUCUGGCAGAAUCCUCCGCGGCUAAAUUGAAUGUCCCCAAAGCUUUCAAGUGUAUGACGUGGGGCUCGGUAUCCGAGUGCAUGGGUUAUCUGCACCGUCGGGCAGUCGAGAAUCGCGGGGCAGUGGAACGGACCCAACAUAUGGUCAGUGCAUUGCGGCAUGAACUGUGGCGGAGGAUCGUCGGAUAA